AUGCUUGAAAACGUGUUCGGUGAUUUCCGGAUAUUCUGCUAUCUCACACUUGUGCUUAUUGUCGCACAUUGUAAAUCGCUAUCCCCGUCGGACAGCAAAUUGGUCAUGCUAUUCACCCUCAGUCGUCAUGGUGACCGAGCACCCAUACAUAAACUACCAUCCGAUCCGUACCAAAAUCACUGGACCUCCGGCUAUGCCCAAUUGACUGUUUCCGGCGCGGCCCAGCUGACCGAGCUUGGUCAGUUUGUUCGAAACCGGUACAGCUCAUUCAUUCCGCAAACAUAUCACAAAGUACAAUAUCCAAAUUUUCACAUUUUUAUAAGCUCAGGCACACAUCGUACUCUUAUGUCCGCAAACAGUUUUCUCCGAGGACUUUUCAAAUUGGAAUUGCAGCAAAACGCUUCCAUCCCUCCGCCAGUAUUCACCCUGUCCAGUGAUGAUGAUCAUUUGUUAAAGAUGUCUCGAAAUUGUCCGGAAUAUCGUGAACGUUUGCACAAACUAACGAACAGUGAUCAGGUGGCAAAGAAAAUCUCACUGUUUUCUGAAACCAUCACUCGUCUGGAAACAGUAUUCCGUAAGUUAUCCAAUUGUUGGAUCUGUGAGAUUCAUAUGAAACUUAUAUGGAAACUCUUCACAGGCAUUCCAAUGACGUUCGCACAUAGGUUAGUUAUCAACUCCUCCAGCGGGAUUGAACAGACACGGUUAAUGACGGUCAGUUCAUGUCGAAGCAGCUUAAAGUUCUUCUUUAGGAGAUUAGCAAAGAACAAAUAA
Echinostoma caproni is the source of this 771-nucleotide messenger RNA. The record is from the annotation of a GenBank genome assembly. NCBI's taxonomy places the organism in Eukaryota, Metazoa, Platyhelminthes, Trematoda, Plagiorchiida, Echinostomatidae.